Molecule: messenger RNA, 1619 nt
Organism: Alligator sinensis (Chinese alligator)
Lineage: Eukaryota; Metazoa; Chordata; Crocodylia; Alligatoridae
Gene: MYC
Product: MYC proto-oncogene, bHLH transcription factor
Exons: 2
Coding region: 1-717 (238 amino acids)
Biological process (GO): positive regulation of cell population proliferation; regulation of transcription by RNA polymerase II
Molecular function (GO): DNA-binding transcription factor activity, RNA polymerase II-specific; RNA polymerase II cis-regulatory region sequence-specific DNA binding; protein dimerization activity
Source: RefSeq, a predicted model, not a curated record
AUGGGGGAGGACAGGAGAGUGCUAUCACAUCUGCUGUCAGCAGUCAACUUCCCUGCUCUCGGCAGUCCUGUUUUGAAACCCGGUGCUUUUUUAAAUCUACAAGUUAACUGUUUUAUUUUCCUUGCAGAAGAAGAACAAGAGGAAGAUGAGGAGGAAAUUGAUGUGGUCACGCUAGUAGAGGUGAAUGGAGUUGAAUCCGGCACAGAGUCUAGUACAGACUCUAGCGGAGAGUCCAGCACAGAUUCCGUAGACGGACACAGCAAGCCACACCACAGCCCGCUAGUUCUCAAGCGGUGUCAUGUCCCCAUCCAUCAGCACAAUUACGCUGCUCCUCCUUCCACCAAGGUUGAAUAUCCGUCAGCAAAGAGGUUAAAAUUGGACAAUGGCAGAAUUCUCAAACAGAUCAGUAACAACAGAAAGUGCUCAAGUCCCCGCACAUCAGACUCGGAAGAGAACGACAAGAGGCGAACGCACAACGUCCUGGAGCGCCAAAGGAGAAACGAGCUGAAGUUGAGCUUCUUUGCUUUGCGUGACGAGAUACCUGAGGUAGCCAACAAUGAAAAGGCACCCAAAGUCGUCAUCCUUAAAAAGGCAACGGAAUAUGUUAUUUCUAUUCAAACAGAUGAACACAGACUGAUUGCAGAGAAAGAGCAGUUGAGGAGGCGGCGAGAUCAAUUGAAACAUAAACUUGAGCAGCUAAGGAACUCUUGUGCGUAGAAACUCUUGGGUAUAGACUUGAGUAACCCAAACCAGACUGAAAUAUGAUAAAAUAUUAAUGUUUCUAAUCUUACUCGUGAACUAUACCAGUUCUGAAAGGAGCUCUUGCAAUUGCAUGCUGUGCAAAAUGACUUGCAACUACACAACCUUGGCUUCAUCUCUCGUGAGCUGAGCCAUAACCUCAACUGCCUCAUAACCAAUACUUUGGGCGUCAGACAAACUAUACAUUCUUCAUGAUGGGGGAGAAACUUAUCAACUUUUUCUUUUUAAAAUUUUUGUAUUUAAGACAUUUUUCUUCUUGAGAGAAUUCCAAAACGUUGUCCCUCAACUUGCUGUAUAUAUUUACACUUAUUAACAUGUAAAUACUUGUAAUAAAAAUCUUUAUAGAAAAGUGCGACAUUUAAUACUCAGCAGUUGUGGCAACUGGAUUUAUACUUGUUUUGAUCUUCUGUGCCAUAACAUUUCACAAUCUUGUGGGGUUUUUUUAAUUUAAAUACUUUUUUUCUUUUAAAAAAUGAUUUUUAUUUCGUUUUUAGAUUAAAAAAAUAAAUAAAUAUUUGCCCAAAAUAUAAUUAGCUAAUCUAUGUGUAAAGACUUUGCUUUAUCUCACAUAUUGUCACUUCUACAGUGUCCCCAAACUGUCUGUCAUAAUUGUACAAAAAAGUAUAGUAGAUUAGGGGAAAAAAACCCAGUUUCAGAACAUGCGUGGGAAUUUGGCCCUUAUUUAUAUAGAAGUACACACCUGCCCACACACACAAAGGAAAGAGCAAGAUCUCUCAUUGUUUCAAAGGGAAUUUAAUCUGCCAUUCUAGGUAUCACCCCUUGAGCAUCUUGACAAAGAUACCAGUUAAAAUAGAUGGUGGACUGGACUGUGGUUAGCUAUCCCCUGGGGCUAUUAAACU